Messenger RNA from Paramacrobiotus metropolitanus, 1705 nucleotides. RefSeq names its product post-GPI attachment to proteins factor 3-like. The transcript is spliced from 6 exons. The coding region runs from base 314 to 1351 and encodes 345 amino acids. The record is from RefSeq and is a predicted model, not a curated record. Gene Ontology annotation, molecular function: hydrolase activity, acting on ester bonds. Lineage: Eukaryota; Metazoa; Tardigrada; Eutardigrada; Parachela; Macrobiotidae. Gene Ontology annotation, cellular component: endoplasmic reticulum membrane. Gene Ontology annotation, biological process: GPI anchor biosynthetic process.
GUCGCAGUUAAACUUUUCAGUUACAAAGGACGAUAAUCGCAUUCAGUUUAUGAUAGACAUAAUUGAGUAAUGCAUGGGCACGCUGACUGUUCCGUUCCACGUAAGGUUGAAGAAUUAUGUAGUGCAAAGGCUCGGAAUCAUUGCAUAGAUGUGAUAAGAGAGCUGACACCCAAGUGCGGUAGUCUGUGUGUUACCUGUUAGUGGUAGCCAGAAACGAUGUCGUUCAUUUUUUUAUGGUAGCGUAAACAGUUGUUAGUUGUACUGUACAUACACCGUUUCAUGCAGCCAGCAUUUUGAAGUGACUGCUGUAAAAAUGAAUGCCCACUGGGUCUCCUCAUUUCUAAUCCCCUUUCUCUCGUUAAUCUCCAGCAGCCGUGCCUCAUGGGGCGACCGCAACAACGUCUUCCAGGAUUGCCUGAGUCGAUGUCUGCGGCGCAGCUGCACGGUGCCGCGGGAACUCCUCGACGAGUUGCCCGCAGCGCUGGAGGAGGAUGACAACGGCGACCGUCUGACUGCGUGGACUAACACCCACCCGUGGUAUCUGCGGGCCCUGUUGUGGGAGUGCGAGGACGAGUGCAAGUACGAGUGCAUGUGGACCACCGUGGACGUCUUCCAGCGGGAGAAUCUCACCAUUCCCCAGUUCUACGGUAAGUGGCCGUUUGUCCGUCUGUUCGGGAUUCAGGAGCCGGCGUCGACGCUGUUCUCGGUGCUUAACGGCGUGUCCCACUGCUGGAUGCUGCAGAAAUUCGUCCAGAAUGUCCCCUCAUCGGCGCCCAUGUUCCGUGUGUGGUUUCUCUAUGGCUUGGCAUCGAUGAACGCGUGGUUCUGGUCGGCGGUGUUUCAUACUCGCGAUUUCUCCUUCACCGAGAAAAUGGACUAUUUCUCCGCAUUGCUGGGCGUGCUGUUCUCGUUUUAUGCCUUUUUACUGCGGAUUUACGGAUGUGGUCGCGGGAAAACCUGGAUAAUUCCGGCUGUUCCCCUGUUGAUUUUUUACUGCUAUCACGUCCACUACCUGUCCUUCGUCCGCUUCGAUUAUGGCUACAACAUGCUAGCUAACAUUACCGUUGGUGUCCUAAACUCCCUGGGGUGGCUGUUAUUCUGCAUCACCGUCGCCCUCACCAACCGCCACGCCCGUGUCCCGCGCUCCGUCUGGAAAUGCGCCCUGAGCGUCCUCGCCGUGGACGCCCUGAUGCUUCUGGAACUCCUCGACUUCCCGCCGUUCCUCUGGACCUUCGACGCGCAUUCUCUGUGGCAUCUAGGGACCAUCCCGCUGCCGCUGCUGUGGUACCGCUUCCUCAUCGACGACUGUCUCUACCUCCACCGCCUCGAACAGGCGCCCAAACGGAAAUAAGCCGCCGGUUAGGGAAAGGUCGGGAGGAUCUGCUCCACCGCUCGCUGCAGGGGUUUGACGGUGUUGCGAGGGUCCUGCUGCUGGCGGUGGGCCAUCAGGUGGUGGGCGUGUCUGAGGAAAUCGUGCUUGUGCUGCUGGGAUUGUUGGCGGAGGUCCCGAGCGUACUGGUCGGUGGCAUGGCGGAGGGCGGCGUCGCGGAUGUCGCGCUCGGCCUGGGUAAAAGGCAGCUCUUGUGAAGUAUUCUGAUUAAGUUUGUCUUACCAUUUUUAUGCGUUUUUGGUGUUUUGUAUUUUUUGCAUUUUUCAAAUCGCGGGAUUUACGUUGUACUGUGUACAGUAAAUUUGAUAAAUAAAA